GGCACGCUGACAUUUCCAUCAGCAAUUUGAAAGCUCAAGUUCCAAGGUUUGAAAGAAAACAUGAAGACCUUGUUUGUGAUCACCAUCUGCUCUCUUGCAGCACUGGUAAUGUCCGAGAUGUGCCAACAUAACGAUGAUUGUUCACAUGUUAUCUGUGAUAGCGGAUAUGACGUCAUGUGUCAGGCCGGCCAGUGCACGUGCAACCCGUCACAUGGUGGUGGAGGUCACGGACAUGGAUCAUGCGUAACCCAGGCCGACUGUUCAACACAGCACGCACAUUGCUCCUCAGGGUGGCAUUGUGUGGAUGGACGCUGCAUGUGCAGACAUCACUAAAAGAUAUCAUAGUCAGCAAA
Messenger RNA from Saccostrea cuccullata (small rock oyster), 353 nucleotides. RefSeq names its product serine protease inhibitor Cvsi-2-like. Bases 61 to 333 code for a protein of 90 amino acids. Lineage: Eukaryota; Metazoa; Mollusca; Bivalvia; Ostreida; Ostreidae. The record is from RefSeq and is a predicted model, not a curated record. The transcript has 3 exons.